UAAGAUCAAUUAAAUAAAUAAGAGAUUUCAGGGAAUGUCGUGGGGGCAUCAGCUCUAAUUUAUAAUAACGUCUGUUUGGUGUCUUUUGAAUGUAUUUUACUUUAUGUCUGAAGUGUGACGCACAAUAUUUCACACCCAUGUAUGCGAAUGCGUGUACUUGUAAAGUGACUGAAAAAAGAUUCUGGUUCCUCUUCUUCUCUAUGUUCAUGCUUAAGAGAUGAUUAUCUGAAGUAUUUUUACAAGACUGAUAUAAUUUGCAAACUACUUACAGAACAGACGCCCAGUGAUUCAGUUGUAGUUUACUCAUCUAUGCUGGAAACUAUAAGACUGAUGUCUUAAAUAGAACCACACUUCAUCACAUUUUCAUUUCACCAGAAUAGAAAAAAAGAUUCCACAUGUGAAGCCCACGACAGAUGUAAACUCAGAAUGGAGCUGAUGCUCUUAUUUGGGCUCUGCUUGGUUUCACUUCAGAUGACUUUUAUUUUAUAAAUGGCAGUUUAGCAACGUCUGUACCAUACGACCGCGGUGACUUCCUGAGCACUCCCAGGUGCAGCAGCACUUAAAUCAAGACCGAGUGGCUUCACAGGAAGUAUUCGUUGAUACACCCAUUCUGUGAUCAGGCUGACAUCUGAGGAGAAGACCGGCACUUUCACUGAAAGAAGGACUAUACUUUCAGCUCUCUGUCAGAAAAUGAACACCACUUGUCAGCGGAUCAGCUUUGAUUUUGGAGGCAAAUUUCUGCCUCCAGUUUACAUCUUGGUUUUCAUUACUGGCCUGGCAGCCAACGCAUGGGGAUUGAAAUCCUUGUGGCACAACUGGAAGAAACUGGGUAACGUCAACUUGUUCAUUCUCAACCUCGGGCUUGCUGAUAUCUUGUACCUGCUCACGCUCCCGUUUUUGGUGGAGUACCACUUGAAGAAAGGUAGAUGGAUCUUUGGAGUAGCAUUUUGCAAGAUAACAAGGUUCUGCUUCAACUUGAAUUUAUAUGGCAGCAUCUGGUUUCUCACCUGUAUCAGCGUGUACAGAUACCUCGCCAUCGUCCACCCAAUGAGAGUAAUGGGAAGAAUAACUGUGACACACUCUUUGACGAUCUCUGUGAUGGUUUGGUCUGUUGUGAGUGUUCUUAGUCUUCCAGACAUGUUCUUCCCCAAACACUAUGGAAACAACACUAAAAAAUGCUUUGACACCACCAGCAAGGACCACGUUGAGGAUUACCUGACAUACAGCCUUGGAUGGACAUUCUUUGGGUUUUGUAUUCCUCUCCUCAUCACAGUGGGCUGCUACGGACAUGUGAUUGUUGUUCUCUGUCGCUCUAACACCAUUGACAAGGUAAUGAAACAGAGGAGUUUGAAGUUGCUGUUCAUCUUGAUUCUUCUCUUCUCAAUUUGUUACAUCCCCUAUCAUGUUUUGAAGAACUUCAACCUUUUGGCAAGAGUCCUGACCAAGCAGAACAUCUGUCAGGGGUGGUUUAAUGGAGUCUACAUUGCUCGUCAGAUAAGUCGUGGCCUUGUGGCCUUGAACAGUGCUCUUAAUCCUCUGGUUUACCUCCAUGCACAUGAAGAUAUUAACACCCAGCUCAGAAAACUACCCCAGCGGAUUCGUCGCAUGUUCAACCAUUUCACUCCAUUACACUCCGGCAGGGUAGAGGUGACACAAAUAACAAAUGACCUUUAAAACAAAGCAACAUGUUGAUUGUUCUGUUGAAACGGUACUUUUAAAUCUGAGCUGAGUGAUUAAUGAAGCCCAGCUGUUCAUCUUCCUACAUUUUUCUGCUGUAAAUCCUCAUAUAUGUAAAUAUACUCAAACAGUUGUCACAUCAUCUGCCUUUUACUGUACAUAUUUAUGUCCUUUGUCAAAAAUUGUAUAUAUUAAAUGUUUGAUGCAACUGUAAAUGUGCCCAACAGUGUUCAAAUAAAACAAAUCUCUCUUGAAAACUGG
Molecule: messenger RNA, 1938 nt
Organism: Notolabrus celidotus (New Zealand spotty)
Lineage: Eukaryota; Metazoa; Chordata; Actinopteri; Labriformes; Labridae
Product: P2Y purinoceptor 1
Exons: 1
Coding region: 691-1674 (327 amino acids)
Biological process (GO): G protein-coupled receptor signaling pathway
Cellular component (GO): membrane
Molecular function (GO): neuropeptide receptor activity
Source: RefSeq, a predicted model, not a curated record